This is a messenger RNA of Salarias fasciatus (jewelled blenny), 2640 nucleotides long. RefSeq names its product GRAM domain-containing protein 2B. Gene Ontology annotation, cellular component: cytoplasmic microtubule. The record is from RefSeq and is a predicted model, not a curated record. The transcript is spliced from 14 exons. The coding region runs from base 343 to 1725 and encodes 460 amino acids. Lineage: Eukaryota; Metazoa; Chordata; Actinopteri; Blenniiformes; Blenniidae.
CCGAAGCUUCCUCCUUCUUUGCGGGGAAAGAAGCGGCGGCGGCGGCGGCUGAAAUGAGGACCGGAGUCCGGCUGUGAUGAGCGAGGCGGCGGACCGACCCGUGACCCCGCUGCCCGCCGCGGAGCUGCUGUCCUGCAGGGACCCCGGGGGGAAUCGCUCGACGUGAGUGUGGAGGAAGAUGCAGGCAGAGCAAGAGGCCCUUUUCACUUCUACAGGCCGAUGCAUUGUGGUCAUUUUGCAUUCAGCUCAUGUCUCGAGCGAUGCGUUUGAAUUAGAGAGCGUUGAGUUCUGAUAGAUGGCACGGAAAAGGAAAACAACAACAAAGUUAAAACUGUUUUGCAGAUGGUCUGCUUUGGUUAUUUAAAGCUGUGCUUAAGAUGUUUGUGUGUGUGUGUGUGUGUGUGUGUGUGUCUUUUUAUGGGGCCCUCUAGAGCCCAGUAUUUUUUAAAUCCAAGCACGCCAGUCAACAUGAGGCAGAUUUCUCAGCCUGAUGUUAAAUGGAAACAACAUCAAGGUGUGAGAUCAACACAGGACAGAGGGGCCGAGGUGGACCAUGGGGUCCAGGGCAGACAGAGGAGGGGUGCACGCUCUCCUGCAGACCUCCAGCCCUGUGUGGAACCAGAGUCUGAACCCUCAGACAGAAGGAAGAAAGCAGCCAGCAUGAGGUUGAAACCUGUGGAGCAGCUUUCCCCGGUGCUCAACCUGAGCGACUUUGAAACCAAGGUGGAGAGGAAGAAAUCGCAGCCCAACCAGUUAUCAAAGACAAACGCUCAGUAUCACAAGUUAUUCAAGGAAGUCGACAGAGACGAGUUACUCAAACAAAGUUACACGUGCGCGCUGCAGAGAGAUAUUUUAUACCAGGGCAAAAUGUUCGUCUCCGACAACUGGAUCUGCUUCCACUCCAAAGUCUUCGGCAGAGACACAAAGAUCUCCAUCCCAGUCAUGUCCGUGACGUUCAUCAAGAAAACUAAAACUGCCCUCCUGGUGCCAAACGCACUGGUGAUCGAAACCACACACCAUCAGCACGUGUUUGUUUCCUUCCUUUCUCGAAACACGACCUUCAAACUGCUGAAAUCCAUCUGCCUUCAUCUGGAGGUGGAUAAGACCUGCAGCAGCCCCGUGACUUCCUCCUGUGAGAACAGCUUCAGAGUCGCCGGCCCCGCGUCGCUUCCUCUGGACUUUUCCGGAGACUUCUCGGACCUGGACGGGGUCGUGCAGCAGAGGCGGCAGGACAUGAUGGAGAGCAGCAGCUCCGGGUCCCAGACGCCAGAUUACGACAAAAUAACAGACUUCGGCGGCCUCCCGGACACGUUCCUGAGCGCCGUGAAGAGCGGGGAGGUCUCGGUCCAUGCGGACGUUCACCUGCAGACGCCGGGGCAAAAACACGGCGCUGCGCUCAAGAACGGCCCGACCAAACCGUCCCGAGGAGUGUCAGCGAAGGACAAACCCCCGCAGGCCGGGUCGCUGCACGCCGUGCUCAUCAUCUACCUGUUCCUAGUCAGCAUUCUGGUCCUGUCCUCGUGUUACAUGGCCUUUAAGAUCGUGGCUCUGGAGCAUCGUUUGAACUCCUUGGUGUCAGUGGGGGAGCACGUUCGCAAUGAAAACACCGGAAGUCAAAAGAUGCUGGAUGAAGUGAAUGCUGAGAUCUACGGAGAACUUUCAUCCAACCUGUUCAAGCUAGAAAAGAUUCAAAGAAACCUGCGGAAGCUGCUGGAGGAGACGUGAACUGGAGCGUGAGGACAGAAGCUUCACUGUUCAUUAGAAAAUGCUGGGUUUUAUUUAGCUCUGCAGAUCAGCACAGAUCAGAUUUUACUCGUUGCUGUUUUCCAAAGCCCGAACACUCGAAAAUCUGCGGGAAACACAGAAACUUUGUGGAUUUCAAUCGUGCAAUAAGAGUUUGGUUUUUUUUUUUCCACUCAGGACUCUUUUAAAAGAAUUGAAAAGCUGUAUGAGUGUGUGUGUGUGUGUGUGUGUGUGUGUGUGAGUGUGCGUGAGUGUGCCGGCUGUAUCGUUAGAGGAGCAAAUAUGUUGUAUUUAUCUUAAGAGCUUUUAUUUUGCAUUUCACAAUCGUGGGAUCUUUUAUAAAAGGAAUAUGAUGCCAGGUCUAUUUCAGUGUUCAAACAUUUCUCAAAAGGUCAAAUAGAGCCGCUCAAUUGCUCUUUGUCAGCUUUAAAAGUGCCAUUAAUUUAUGUUGCGUCUAUAUUUAUCUUGUGCGUGGAGACCGCUAACAUAGGGAUGAUUGUAGAAAACAAAAUGUCUGUGUUUGUUGUUCGAUUUCUAAAGGUAAAAAUCCACAGUUCAUUUCAGGUCGUUUCACAUUUCAUAAAACAAAAAAGUUAAAUUAAUUUCUUUUUCAGUUACAAAUGUGGGUUUUUAUAAAGUGAAACACUUUUAAUGAAAAAUCAAAAUUUGAAACCACAUAAAAUAAGUUUUAUCUGCUGUGAUCAUUGAAAAGUCUUUUUUUACAGCUUUCUUUUCUUUCCGUUUUCAGUUGAAUGACGUUUGUCUUGAGUGUUUGAGGAGAAGUAACUUUGAGAGCUUGUGUUUAACCCUCCUGGUUUACAUUUCCAUCACACACUGUGCCUUAAAUCUUUCUUCAGAUUUGUUUUACAAACCUGAAAAUAAAUAUUUCUCCUACAG